This is a messenger RNA of Panicum virgatum (switchgrass), 2279 nucleotides long. Its product is annotated as berberine bridge enzyme-like Cyn d 4. Gene Ontology annotation, molecular function: oxidoreductase activity; FAD binding. NCBI's taxonomy places the organism in Eukaryota, Viridiplantae, Streptophyta, Magnoliopsida, Poales, Poaceae. The transcript has a single exon. The record is from RefSeq and is a predicted model, not a curated record. The coding region runs from base 508 to 2205 and encodes 565 amino acids.
GGAGAAAAUUUUUCGAAGGUUUCCACAAGGAAGAAGCACAUAGUAGCUAGAAAAGUUUCUAAAAUACUCCAAUAGCUCCAUCAGAAAAAAAAGGGGGAGAUAGAAUGCAAUCCACAAGGCCAGGAGUGGCAAAAUUGGCUCAGUCUGCUAGGAUUUUGAAAGAAUUCGUACACCCCUUUUUGCAAAAUUGGCAGCCGGGGAUGAAGACGAGUUUGGAUUACAAUAGGAAGGUAUUACCAAGGACUUCGGGUGUAGGAGCAAAAAAACAAUCUCGUUUUGAAAUCCUGCAGAUUACAGCCAGCGGAGCGAAGAUUUGUGUGUGUGUGUGUGUGUCCUCUAUUCGCGUCCUUUCGGUUUCUUAUUUUUCAAAGGCUGUCACAAUCGCAUCACCAACAUUGUUGAAUCCCAAGUCCUAAGUCCUAACUCAUCCAUCCUUGCUUAGCCACAGCAAGAGCACUGCAGCUGGAGGUGGAAGAAGGCGAGGCCAGCAGCAAGACGAAGGCGGUGAUGCAGCCAAGAUUCGGGCACCUCUCUCUCCUCUUUCUGUUCCUCGCAGCCUCGCCCUGUUCCCCGCAGGAGCAAGAACACAACGUCGCCGGCGCCGCCCUCCGCGAGAGCUUCCUCCGGUGCGUCGCCGGCGUCUCGCCGGCCACCGCCGACCCGUCCCGGAUCGUCCACGCGCCGUCGGAUCCCUCCUACCCUUCCCUCCUGAACGCCACCAUCCAGAACCUCCGCUUCGCCUCGCCGCGGACGCCGCGCCCGGCGCUGCUCCUCACGCCGGCGACCGUCGCCGAGGCGCGGGCCUGCGUCGCCUGCUGCCGGCGCCACGGGCUCACGGUCCGCGCCCGCAGCGGUGGCCACGACUACGAGGGCCUCUCCUACCGAUCAGUCGGCCCCCGCGCCGCCGGGGCCCGCCCCUUCGCGGUCGUCGAUGUCGCCGCGCUCCGCGACGUGCGCGUGGACGCGGCGCGGCGCGAGGCGCGGGUCGGCCCCGGCGCCACGCUCGGCGAGCUCUAUUACGCCGUGGCCCGCGAGAGCCGGGGGGCGCUCGGGUUCCCCGCCGGGAUCUGCCCCACGGUCUGCGUCGGGGGCCACCUCAGCGGCGGCGGGUUCGGGCCCAUGAUGCGGAAGCACGGCCUCGCCGCCGACAACGUGGUGGGCGCCGAGGUGGUGGACGCGGAGGGGAGGCUCCUGGACCGGGACGCCAUGGGCGAGGGCCUCUUCUGGGCGCUCCGCGGCGGCGGCGGCGGCAGCUUCGGCGUCGUGGUCUCGUGGACGGUGCGGCUGGUGCCCGUGCCGCGCGUCGUGUCCGCCUUCACCGCCCGCCGCGUCGUCCGGCGCGGAGACCAGCAGCGGACCCAAUCAACCCUCCGCCUCCUGACGAAAUGGCAGCGCGUGGCGCACGCGCUCCCCGACGACCUGUUCGUCAAGGUGGCCAUGGAACCCGAGCUCGACGCCGCCGGCGAGAGGCACCCGCUGGUGGUCUUCAAGUCGCUGUUCCUUGGCAACUGCAGCGGCAUGGUCGCCGAGAUGAGCACCCAUCUGCCGGAGCUCGGCGUGAAGCCCGGCGACUGCAGAGACAUGAGCUGGAUCCAAUCCAUGCUCUACUUCUACGGCUACACCAAUGGCGGCCAGCCCGCCGAGGUGCUGCUCGACCGGAGCCUGCAGCCCAAGGACUACUACAAGAUCAAGCUGGACUACCUGACCUCCCCGAUCCCGGCCGCCGGCCUGGCCGGGCUCCUCGACCGGGUCGUCGAGGACAGGGGCGGGUCCAUCGACAUCGACCCGCAGGGCGGCGCGAUGGGCGCGACGCCGGAGUCCGCCACGCCGUACGCGCACCGGCGAGGGUACCUGUACAACGUGCAGUACUUCGUCAAGUGGGGCGGCGACGCGAACGUGUCGCGCGAGGACGGGCACCUGGGGUGGGUGCGAGGCGUGCACGGGUUCAUGGCCCCGUACGCGAGCUCGAGGCCCCGGGCGGCGUACAUCAACUUCAGGGACCUGGACCUGGGGCGCAACGUGGAGGGGGAGACGACCUACGAGGCGGCCAGGGAGUGGGGGGAGAUGUACUUCAGGGGCAACUUCAGGAGGCUGGCCAUGGUGAAGGCCGAGGUGGAUCCCGAGCAGGUGUUCUGGAGCGAGCAGAGCAUCCCUCCCCUGCUUGUGGCAGAUGUUGCAGGGGACAGGCAGAGACAGAGUGAGUGAGACAGGGUUGGUUUGAUGGUGUAAAAUUUUGGUGCAAAAUGUCACAUCAGAUAUAUUCCAACAAAUAUUUAAAA